AUGGCGAAGCUGGGACGCGAUGACUGGUUCAGCCUAAUGGUCAUAACGGGACAAAACAAAUCUCUGGCGGGACAAGAGUUUGCCGACAGGGCCGAUUUGUUGAUCAGCGAUAUGGAGGACGCUGGACAGCUUCCCGACGCACCCAUGUUCGAAGAGUGGGCCAAUCACGCGAAUAUUCAGACUUUAGCUGAUGCAGAGUGGUUCUUGCGAAUGGUGUGGUGGUGCGCAUCGCCUGCCACCGUGUCUGAUGAACUAUUCGCCACGUUGAUGAAGCGAAUGUCGCAGAAACAUGAUCUGGAGGCUAUUGUGAAACUGUAUCGACAGGCUGUCAGUUCCAACCGCGCCGGAGAAAGAACUCAUUUUCGAAUGAUGAAGUCUUAUGCAAGGUUGGGGGCUGCGACCAAAGCGAUUACCAUGUUCGAAGAGCAUUUUGCGGAACGAUCUAGUGACGAAGAGUGCAGCCUCCUAAUUAAAGGAACUAGCCACGAAACAGCUCUGAAGCUAUUCAACUGGAUUAAGAAGAAGAAAGUGGCAGGGCCAAAGACGUACGAGAGGAUUAUCCGCGUGUAUUGCUUGUCGCACCUCUUACCCGAAGCGAGCGCAUUAUGUAAAGAGUGGACGCUAGAGAAGCAAGCGCCUCCGACCCCAGCCAUGUUCAAUGCGCUCAUGUGGGCCUACAUCAGGAGAGGGGACUCGGAAGCGAAAGACUUCGUCCAGGAAGUCGAGCAGUCUGGCGAAUAUCUUCCGAUGAAAAGUUUGGAGGCGUUAAUGCACUUGUUGGGACGAAAAGGCGACGUGGAUGGCGCUCUCGAAAUCCUAUUUCGCGUGGAAGAGCUAUCGCCUGGCGCUAUGCGCACGGUGUGGACCUACAACAUCGCGCUAGGCAUCCUUGCUCGCGCUCGGACGACGGAUCGGUUUCACGAGAUCCUAGACCACAUGAAGCAGCAAAAUGUGGAACCAGACCCUGUGACAUAUGGGACGAUAAUGUCAGGCUUCAACAAAUGUGGCCGCCAUCAGAACGUCAUCGACUUAUUUCACUUCCUAAUGUCGAAGGAUAUGGCGUUGAACCACGCCGCGAUUUCAGCGGUAUUGAUGUCACUUGCGACCCUACGGCGCAUAGAGGACAUGCUCACCUGCUUCAACGGUUUGCGUGAUAACCGCCGACAUGAAUUGACGGUGAAACAUUACACGAUCGUCAUCGACGCAUACCUCAAGCAAGGCGAUCUCGCGACCGCCUACGAAAUCUUCGAUGUCAUGGCGAAGGAUCACAAAUCGCCGGAUGUGGUCACAUAUUCCUGUUUCCUUGACGCUUAUGGCCGUCGCGACGAUUUGAGGGGCAUAACGAAAAUAUUGAAUGCAAUGGACAGCAAUCAAGUCGUCGCCGAUGCCGUGGUGUACAACAUUCUCAUUAUGGCGCACUCACGUCGUAGUAGAGCGAAGCAGGCUCUGCAAGCGUUUGCAGAUAUGAUAACCAAGGACUUGAAGCCGUCCAUUUACACCUACAGCGCCGUGGUCUAUGCGUUGGCCAAGGACGGCGACUUCACGGCGUGCGAUGAGUUAUUGGUGGAAAUGGAAAGCGUUGGGGUAUGGCCAAAUUCGUACACAUACGCUAUCCUCAUCAAGGAGAUGAUGAUCAGGGGAGAUAGGCAAGGCGCAUUGCGGUACUUCAACCGUUAUGCCCCCACGGGCAUGGACCCAGCGGUGGAUCAUCGCCCCAAGCCGCGCUUCGAUGCCAAGUUGUCCAACACUAUCCUACGAGGGUUGAUGCAGUUGAACGACAUUGAGAACGCGCUGAGCGUCUUCAAGCAACUAAUGCACCUCGGUCACAUGCCGACGAUAACCGAGUGGAUGACGAUCAUCGAGGGCGUCGGAAAAGCCGGGCUCGUUGCGGAAUGUGAAGGAUUGUAUAGACGUUUCCUGCAAUUAGGAAAACAAGAGGAAGGCGGCGGUACCAAGGCUGAGAAAGGGCACGUUGCGCCAACACUGUGGGCGUGUCGAAAAGCAAGGCAGCAUGUUGUUGCGGCUUUGGUGGCGAAAGAAGGGGAAGCGGGCGUAAAGGAAUUUGUGCGGAGGGAGAGGGAGGGAUGGAAAGAUUUGGGACCUGUAGAUAUUUUUGGCAUUGAUUUGACGCCUGAGACGAUGUAA
Fimicolochytrium jonesii is the source of this 2145-nucleotide messenger RNA. RefSeq lists its product as uncharacterized. The transcript has a single exon. Gene Ontology annotation, molecular function: protein binding. Lineage: Eukaryota; Fungi; Chytridiomycota; Chytridiomycetes; Spizellomycetales; Powellomycetaceae. Bases 1 to 2145 code for a protein of 714 amino acids. The record is from RefSeq and is a predicted model, not a curated record.